UACAGGUUGGGCAGAGCAGCCUUAUCAGAGACCCACCUCCAAAUGUAAGAGCAUUUGGCUAAACCUUUCACGCCGCCCACCUCCUUCCUUCGACCUCCCUCUGACUUUCCGAGCUUUUUUCCGAUGAAUUCUCCUGCGAAAAUCUGAGUUUUCCGGCGCUCCUCCCUUCUUCAUCGCCUGUGACGUCAGCUUUCGACGGUAGAAGAAAUAUAUCGGCGACAGCCACGUCCGACGGUGAGCAGCGACCGGAGACAAUGAUUUUCGACCAGCGACGGUAGUGGUUGAGAGUAAGAUAGAAAAAAAUAUGUUAUGGGCAAUCUGUGCAUUAUAAGAUAGAAAAAGAUAUGGUAUGGGCAUCUACCAUGGAGGACAGUAUUGGAAGAUAAAAUAUCGACCUCAUGGAGACACCACCGGCUGAAUUUGGUCUCUGGUCAGUCUAUAUACAAUAUACUGGCCUCUAUAUAGUCACUCUAUAGCUAACAGUCCAACAAAUAAUAACCCACGACAAGGUUGCAGAUUAUUUGGGCCGCGAGAGGGCUUGUGGCCUUAAGACGUGUUAGGCAGAGGAAUCCCAGAGCCCAACCGUCUCCCUGUAAAAAUCAACGGGCAGAGGCCCAAGCCAUUGGUAGACAUCUCGCCACAGCCAUGUCCAGUCUAACCAAUAAACCGAAACUAAUGGGAACAUCUCAUUUGUCCUCUCCACUUGCUUCCUUCAAGACUCAACCAUUGCAGAAGCCCUCCAUGCUUGGCAUGCAAAGAGCUCCACAAGUCCCAUCUUCAACCCAAUGGGCCACCUUCGAGGAGACCAGGCAGCUUCAUGCCCACAUAAUCAGAACCCAAUUCCAUCACCACCCUUACCCUUUUCUUCUCGGGAAAUCUCUCUAUGCACAGUAUAACUUCAUAAUCACCUCUUACACCAAGAACAACAGUCCAGAAGAUGCUAUUAAUGUCUACCUUCAUAUGAGGUCCACAGGGACGCCACUGGAUGAGUUCAUUAUCCCUUCUAUCUUAAAGGCCUGCGCGGAGUCUCAGGCUGGGGACCAGGGAACGGAGGUUCAUGGGUUUGUGACAAAAGUUGGUCUCGGCUGGGAUGUGUUUGUGCAGAACUCGCUCAUGCAAAUGUACAGUGAGUGCAGAAUGGUUGACUCAAUGCGUAAAGUGUUCGACAAGAUGCCUGAAAGAGAUGUUGUUUCGUGGGGAACACUGAUUGGUGGAUACAACAGCAACAGAUGCUUUGGUGAAGCCGCUGAUAUUAUCAAAGAGAUGCAUGAUGCUGGUGUUAAGCCUAGUGAAGUUACCAUGAUCAACAUGAUCAACCUUUUUGCAGGUUUUGGGGAUCCAAAAAUUGCAAAAUCCAUGCAUGGUUUCGUAAUUAAAAACCAGAACGGCGAACUUCAUCUUUCUACCAAUACAGCAUUGAUAGAUAUGUAUGCCAAGUGCGGAAGUUUAUGUCCAGCACGGCGACUAUUUGAUGAACUUCCUGAACGAAGCAUAGUGUCGUGGACGGCCAUGAUAGCAGGCUACAUUCACUCCGGCAGUUUAGAAGAAGGCAUCAAGCUUUUUCAAGAUAUGCAGAAUGAGAAUGUACACCCUAAUGAAGUAACAAUGUUGAGCAUGGCAACGGAAUGCGGAAAUGCUGCAGUGCUUGAUUUUGGCAAGUGUCUUCAUGCUUACAUGAUUAAGACUGGUUUCAACAUGUCUGUUGUUCUGGUCACAGCUUUGCUGGAUAUGUAUGCCAAAUGUGGGGAUAUUUAUAGUGCACGCUUCUUGUUUGAUAGAAUGAGCUACAAAGACGUGAUGUGCUGGACAGCCAUGAUCUCUGGAUAUGCCAGGGCCGGAGACCUCAAUCGUGCGUAUAAUCUAUUUGUACAGAUGCAAAAUGCAAAGAUUAAACCUAACCAAGUAACACUUGCUAGUAUGCUUUCACUGUGUGCCAAUGGUGGAGCCCUUGAUAUAGGGAAAUGGGUUCAUGCUUGCAUAGACAAACAUGGGCUUAAAGGUGAUAUGAUACUCACCACUGCUCUUCUGGACAUGUAUUCAAAAUGUGGAGACCUGGAUAAAGCAGAACAAGUGUUUGCAGGAGCCCCAGAUAGAGAUAUAUGCAUGUGGAAUGCCAUGAUGAGUGCCUUUGCCAUGCAUGGCCAAGGGAAGAAUGCAUUGAAGCUAUUUCACCAAAUGGAGCGCGCAGGAGUUAGACCAAAUGACAUAACAUUUAUAGCGCUGCUGCACGCAUGUAGUCAUGCAGGUCUCUUAGCAGAUGGGCACCAAGUGUUCAAGCGCAUGAUCCAUGAGUUUGCGCUGAGGCCCAAAGUAGAGCACUACGGAUGUAUGGUCGAUCUGUUAGGGCGAGCUGGGCUUCUUGAUAAAGCAUAUAACCUAAUAGAGCGCAUGCCGUGUAGACCAAACGUUGUCAUAUGGGGAACUCUUCUUGCUGCUUGUAAGCUCCACGGUAACACCCACUUAGGCGAACUUGCAGCCAAAAGCCUGAUUGAGCUAGAACCUGACAACUGCGGGUACCAUGUACUUUUGUCAAACAUGUAUGCCGCAGCAAACAGAUGGGGUGACGUUGCAGAGGUGCGGAAGAAGCUGAAAGAUCAGGGAAUUAAAAAGGAACCUGGCUUUAGUUCGAUAGAAGUGAACAAUUCAGUACAUCAGUUCGUAAUGGGGGACCAUUCGCAUCCUCAGGCCAAAAAAAUACAAGAAAUGCUAGCCGAAAUGAAUAAGAAAUUAAAAAGUGCAGGUUACAUUGCCAAUACUUCUGUGGUUUUGCUUAAUAUAGACGAGGAAGAAAAAGAAAUUGCACUUGCUAACCAUAGUGAGAAAUUGGCUAUAGCGUUUGGUCUUAUUAGUACAACAUCAAACACCCCAAUGAGGAUAGUGAAGAACCUCCGAGUAUGUGAUGACUGUCACUCUGCUACGAAGCUCAUCUCCAAAAUCUAUGGCCGAGUAAUUGUUGUAAGGGAUCGAAACCGCUUUCACCAUUUCAAGGACGGUUCUUGUUCUUGUGGAGAUUUUUGGUAGAGAAAAUAGCCAUUUCACCGAAGUGCAGGAAGUCAAAUUAAAAAGUGCAGGUUACAUUUCUCAGAGAGUCCAUAAUUAGCCCAGCCAUUGUUCUGCUUGUCGAUCCCCACCUCCUCCAACUGCAUGACGGAUGCUGAUCUUUUCAUUGGCAUACUUCUCCUGAAGCAUCUCAAAGGCAUUCAUGUCAAGUUUUCCUGUAACUGAUUUGCCUUGCUUUCUGUGUGUCAUCUGUUCACGGAUGGACGUCCAAAGCUUCUCAAUUGCAUCCCUCUGUUGUGCAGUAAAUCUACCAAUGUUGUCAAAAGCAUGUUUCACCAAGAUAUCAAUCACAGUUUGGGCCCUGAGAAGAUCCAAGAUAAGCAUCAUGACUGAUGUCCAAGGCAGAAACCAAAAGUACAUUACAGGAAAAACGAGAAUAAGCUCCCAAUCAUGAAACAUAGAUUAAAGAAAAUGUGUCAAGAGAUUAAACCAUGGUGGUAUAUAGCGACGGGCAGCA
This is a messenger RNA of Nymphaea colorata (pocket water lily), 3517 nucleotides long. RefSeq names its product pentatricopeptide repeat-containing protein At4g21065-like. The record is from RefSeq and is a predicted model, not a curated record. The coding region runs from base 646 to 3021 and encodes 791 amino acids. Gene Ontology annotation, molecular function: zinc ion binding; RNA binding; protein binding. Gene Ontology annotation, biological process: RNA modification. Lineage: Eukaryota; Viridiplantae; Streptophyta; Magnoliopsida; Nymphaeales; Nymphaeaceae. The transcript is spliced from 2 exons.